UCGGCGAAGUGAAGUGUGCAGUGACACUACGCACAACUGCUGCGUAAAUAUUUACGUUAUAGGAGGUAACCAGGCUGAACCAUAAACAAUGCAGGGCCGUGCUGAGCGCCGGUCUUCGGAUUUGGGGAACAUCGGGCGGAAGUUACACGGUCGCAGUUUGCUGAGCGGUGGGUUAUGUGGGGAGGCCAGGAAACGAUUCAUUACCCCAGCUGAGGAAAAACUACUGGACGCGUUGGUGACAGCGGAAAACACAACCAUGCCACAAAAUCCGUCAUCGAAAAAGAAAAAAAUCAGACCGAGUUCGGCCGCGGCCAAUCUUCAAAGCCAUCCAAGCUUUACUUCGGGGUUAUAUGGGAGUUCGGCCCGACCGUCUACAGCCCUCGGACAUGACCGGGGGUUGUUCGGCCAACGCCCUGCUACCCAGGCAGGGGGACCCCGACGACCGUGGCAGUUUAAAGGACAGACAGAGACCCAGCCCGAGAAAGAGGUGGUCAAGCACGGUCGCCGAUUGACCCUUGGGGCAGUGGACGGCAUCGCCGAGUCGGACAACGUUACGAGGCCAGGACAAAUUCACGGGUCUAUCGCACAGCAGCUUAAAAAUAAGUCAAACAAGGUUGAAGAAAAGAGUUUGAUAGAAGAAAAGAUUAACAUUGACACACUUGAAGAAUUGAAGAGGGCGUUUCAGCUGGCUGAUGUGAACCGAACAGGAUGUCUAGAGCUGGACGAGUUCAAGGAACUACUGAAAAGUCAGUUGGCGCUCACAGCAAACAGGGAACAACAAAUAGAUGCACUGUUUAUGAAGAUCGACUGGUCAUCGGAGGGUUCGAUCACGUGGGAUGAGUUCUGUACGUACAUGCAGUUGGAGUAUGCGGAGAAGGAAGACUCCUACCACCGAACCAAAGAGGUGUCCUUCCACCUCCCUGCCAAGAUUGAAAACAUUCCCCAUCGAGACCCCAUCUUGAAGAUAACAGAUACCUCAGAUGGAACUUUUGUAGCGUGCAGUCAGGAUGGUAUUGUCUCCUUCUGGAACACAAAUGCCGACAUUCGAAGAACAAGAAGUGUUGUGAACUCGGAACAGAACAACCGACAGAAGCCAAAAUGGAUAACAGAUUUUGUCAUCAUGCCCCAUUUCAACAAAUUCAUUGUCGGAACAGGUGACCGAGAAAUCCAGUUCUUUGAAUUGUCAUCAUUCGAGCCCUACUGCCAAGUCAGUGGUCUAGAAACAGUGCCAUUAAAGUUAGAUUACAGCUCUACAGGGUACGAUGAGUGUCUCAUCCUGUAUGGAGACAGUCAGGGGUGUGUCAACAUUCUGGUCAUCAAAUCAGCUGGUGAAUGUCUCAGGACAUGGAAGAAGAUGCCACGACAUGAUGGCUUCAUUGCCAGCAUCAGCCUAGACUCUGUGGCGAGUGGCCCCAAUGUCCAGUUCAUCAGAUGGCAGGUUCAUGGAGACUGGGUGCAGCAGCUGAAGUACUAUCAUGACAUUGGUCAGGUGAUCUCAUGUUCCAACCAUGCAAACACAGCAUUAGUCAUAGGUUGCACUAUUGGCAGCACCCAUGUGGAGCAGCAGCUGAAGGAGGUGAAGGACCCCGGUGCUGGCCAGGACAGGAACAAGGGCAAGGGCUUCUAUGCCUACAACAACACUAAGACCAGGCUGGAGGCUGACCAGGCCAUCUUCAGGGUGUACAAGGGUGUCAAGUGCUUCGACUUCUCAAAGGCAAAAAAUAUCAUGAUUACGGGGGGCAUGGAUAGAAUUAUCAGAUUAUGGAAUCCAUAUGUAUCAGGGAAACCGACAGCCAUGCUGAGAGGCCAUAAUGCCCCCAUCUUCUACCUAUUCAUUGCUGAAGAAGACAACAGGAUAUUCAGCUUGUCCACAGAUAGGUGUAUAAAGAUCUGGGACAUCCAGGAUCAGAACUGCCUGUUGACGGUGAGACCCAAGGGUCACAAGAUCCGAGGUGACCUCCAGGCUGUCCACUACUCUCACACAGCCAAAGCCAUCGCUGUCGCCACCGACCAGAUGGCCUGUCUCAGUCUCAGGAUGAAGCCUGUGCUUCAUGCUGACAUCGUAAUAACCCACAAAGAACCAGUCACCUGCUGUAAAUACAAUCCUAGCUUUAAACAAGUUGUUACCUGUUCAGAUGGGUCGGUAAUCAAGCUGUGGGAUUUUGAGACUGGGACUCCUAUAUUUGAGUACGGAGAUGCACAUGGCGACUCUGCAAUCACCACCAUGUCAUUUGACAACACAGGAAGAAGGUUGAUCACUGGUGGCCGAGAUGGAAUUCUGAGAAUCUGGAACUACAACAAUGGGCAUUGUCUAAGAGUGCUGGAAAAGGAGGAAGAAAAUGAAGAAAUUUGUGAUGUCACAUAUGUAGAGAUGAAUAAAAAUAGAUAUGUAGUUUCUGUUGGCUGGGACCGCCGCAUCAACAUCUACUACGACUCCUUGUCCGACAGCAACAUCCACCACGUACAACACCCUCUAGAAUACUGGAAUGAUGACCUGAAAAACGGGCACAAGGAGGACAUCCUGACCGUGGCUCAAUGUCCCCCGAACCUGCUGGCGACGGCCAGCUAUGAUGGGGAGGUGAUUGUGUGGAACAUGGUGUCUGGACACAUCUUCUGUCAUCUCAUACCUCCCUCUCCACCAAACUACAAGGACCAGUCACUGGAUGGGGACUUGAGCAUCAACAAGCUGGUGUUUCUGCAGACCAGGGCCUACAAGAAAGAUGCCGGGUCACUCGUGUCUAGCGGACCUCGCGCCCACAUCCAUAUCUGGAAUGUCUUCCAGGGGGGCAAACUCAUGGCACAGUUCCCUGGGUCUAGAAUGAAGGGAGCCAUGGUCAGUACGAUGAUCACCAACAAGGCCAACACCUUACUGUUCACCGGUGACAGCAUGGGCUUCAUCUAUGCAUGGGACAUCAACAACUACUGUCAUGACACACCUGCAGAUGCACCGCCUGAGUUGUUUAAGACCUGGCGAGGCCAUGUGGAGAGUAUCACGGACUUUGACUUGAUGGAAGAGCGCAAGAUCCUGUUGUCUACUUCAAUGGACUGUACUGUGCGGAUGUGGACCACUGAGGGGCAUUAUGUUGGAACGUUUGGUCAACCGGAGCCGUGGGACUUGUACAACCCUGCAACCUACCAGCACCCGAUGGUUCCAUACGAUGUUCUGAUUGACCCCAUGAGUCUGCCAUCCCAUCCACUACUAGGGGAGAAACAGACGGCCCACCAGAUCAUACAUGAAGACUCUACAUAUGGAUCUGAUGAUGAGAAGCCUCGACGGACUCCAUCUCCGCCACCUCCUGUGUUCGGAAAGUCCACAUUCUAUGUAGAUGACAAGACAAUCGCAGAACAACUCAAGGAAAAGCCAUUUGAGAAGGGAAAAGGCAAAAGAUUGCGCCAUGAGAAGCUGAAACCGGUGAGAAUUGAUCGUGGCGGCCCCAGUGAGUACCAGAUGUUACGAACCUACAACCUGGUGGACACUCCCCAGCCCAGCCCCCCAUCUCUACACUACAACAAAGACGACCCAUUCGACUCACUCUUCAUUGACUGAUCCUGCAGACCAUAUCAAACUGUCUGUAUUGGGAGGUUAUCUGCAAUAUCACCUAAACAUAACUUUAACGAAACUGUCUCACUUUACUGUUCAAAGGAAAAACCUUUGUAUCUGAUGUAUACUGAACAAAGAAAGUAGGGAUCGUGACUAUUUCUGGGGAUAUUUUUCUUGUGAAGACACGCAAAAUUUCAUGAAAAUAUCCCCUAAAAUAGUCUUGUUCCCUAACUUAAUUUGUUCAGUAUAUUUGAACUGAAAAUGUUUUGAGUGCAAAUAUUUUUGUUACUUUGAAAUAACUAAUGCAUAUGUCAUAUAUCAACAUUGCUGUGAAAUUCACAGAACAAGUUCAGAUUACGUUAACUGAAGUCUGUUUUUACAUGAACUUUAAUAUGUUUCUAUAACAACUAAUCUGGCAAUCAUGGUAAUUUCUGAAAAUUUUGCAUAAAUUCUUUUGUUAGAAAAUAAUCUACCCAAAGAGUUCAAUGUUGCAUUUUUCACAUUGCAAAACAAGUGGUACCAUCAAACAAAGAAUGUAUUUAUUUAUUUCACAUUAAAAUCUACGUUCAUAAGUCUAAAUUUGAGAAAUGAUUCUAAUGAACAUACAAUGAAUUAGCAAAUAUUAUUAUUUAUUUGUCAUUAAUUAAUGCGGCAUAUCCUUCCUUUCCUAAAUAACUACCUUAAUUUAUGAGAUUUCAGUGUGAAUUAAAAAUGUCUUUUUGAUUUUUUUAAUUCCCACCCAAAUGAUCAUUUUUAUGAGAAUUAUUCAACUGACCAUAAAAAAGGACCAAUUAUGUGAAUGACUCCUAUGCAUUAUUCUAAUUAUCAUAAAUUAGUUUAAAUAUGAACCCCUCCAAUAUCAAAAUCGUGUUUAAUCAUGUGCUAUAUCUUUGUUUGUAUCUUUAUCUGUUGAAAUGCUGAGUGUGAUUGCUGCUUCAUGCUCCAUGUUAAGUAAUUGCUUGUGAGUGAGUGAGUGUAUUUAACAUGAGCUGUUUGAUCUGAUGGUGUGUGAUGUGAGCUUACAAAACGGGUUUGUUUCUAUAUGAUUGUUACCAUAUAUUUGUUGCCAUAUACAUUGCGUUACAUUGUUGUGACUUGUGUGAUUUAUCAAUGAGUGAUACAAGCCGUUCAAGUCUAUAUCAGUAUUGUUAAUUUACAAUCGUAAAAUGAAUUAUUGUCUCAAUUGUGAAAUCAUUCAUUUAAUGUUGAGAAAAAGUUGUAAGUAUGUACACUGGCUGAGUCAUGGUAAAAACAGAUGCAUUUGGUUCUCAGGCAAUAUCUUUUGAACAUGCUUGUGGAAUGGAAAAUGUUAAUACAUGUGCUCUUGAAAGUCAGAAGUUUUGUUUCCUCCAAAAGCAAAAAACUAUUGCUAUCACCCAGUUAUGUUUCAAUGAGUGUCUCGGAAACCAAUAACAUUCUUGAACCAAUUUACAUAUUAAUCUCAUAUGUACAUACUUGACAAUUUUUAUUGACAUUUUACUAAAAUGAAAUUGUUAUCUUUAAAAUUACCUCCAAGAAUACACUAAAAAUCAUAAUAAUAAUACAAAUAAAAUGAAUUAUUAUUUGAUGACAAAGUAUAUCUAACUUGUAAUUCUUAAAUUUGAUUGAAAUUUAUUUUCUGUAGAAAUAUAUAAUCUGUCCAAACAGGGUUAUACUUAUUUGGGUACAAUGUUACAUUAUGUCAUGUUGUUUUCUCCCAUGGUUUUAAUGUCAAAAUAUGAUCUCAUCUUCUCAUGUGUACAUAUGCUUCGCUGUAAUCAUUCUGCUGUGAUAUUCAUAAUCACAUUUAUCUGUGAUAGGAGUGAUCAUGUGUUUUAUUUUAUGCAAAUCAGUAUUUGUUUUUUUUUAUCACAAAUACACAUUAUUCACUCCGCAAUCAUGAUAUGUGAAUUACACCAAGAAAGUCAGCAUUAUAUACGAAGGGGGUAUCACGAAUUGUCUUUUUGAUAUGCCCACUUAUCUCUUUUUAGAAGGGAUAAAGUUUUCCAGAAAUAUACUGGAUGAUUAUUUUUGAGAAAUCAACUCUUGAGAUACUGAUGCUUUGUGAUAUUUUCACUUUCAACAUUUACUGAGAUGAUCACUAUUCUCUGUGUGUGUAUACAGUUAAACCUCGUUAUCUUGAACACCAUUAUCUUGAAUAUACCGAUAUCUCGAACCUGUUCUCCAGUCCCAACUGCCCUUCUAUAUACAUGUUCAUGCCUCGUUAUCUCGAAUGUCCGGAUAUCUUGAAGUUACAACAUGGUCCCGCUAGCUUCGAUAUAAUGAGGUUUGACUGUAUAUGUAUACACAUGUAUAUAGUGCAGAUAUGCCACAUUCCCUCCAAAUAUUUAAUGUCUUGUGUGCAUGAAUACCUUUCUGUCAGACAGAAAUAUUUCAUGUCAUAUUUCUAUAUUCUCUCACAUGUUCAUGGAAAACAACUACAUUGAUCCUUGAACGUAUCACAUACAACCUUGCAAGUUGUUUCAGUUGCCACAAUAUACACGUAUACAAUGUGUUAAGGACUGCUCUGUGUUCUCAUACUGGUAUGCAAGAUGCAAUAAACAUCUGUGUUUCUGAUGUA
Haliotis rufescens (red abalone) is the source of this 6101-nucleotide messenger RNA. Its product is annotated as WD repeat-containing protein on Y chromosome-like. Lineage: Eukaryota; Metazoa; Mollusca; Gastropoda; Lepetellida; Haliotidae. The record is from RefSeq and is a predicted model, not a curated record. Gene Ontology annotation, molecular function: calcium ion binding; protein binding. The coding region runs from base 89 to 3547 and encodes 1152 amino acids. The transcript is spliced from 27 exons.